Messenger RNA from Nasonia vitripennis (jewel wasp), 1977 nucleotides. Its product is annotated as inosine triphosphate pyrophosphatase. Gene Ontology annotation, biological process: nucleoside triphosphate catabolic process. The record is from RefSeq and is a predicted model, not a curated record. The transcript has 3 exons. NCBI's taxonomy places the organism in Eukaryota, Metazoa, Arthropoda, Insecta, Hymenoptera, Pteromalidae. Gene Ontology annotation, molecular function: nucleoside triphosphate diphosphatase activity. Bases 488 to 1099 code for a protein of 203 amino acids. Gene Ontology annotation, cellular component: cytoplasm.
AGUGGAAUUAAACUUUUGAUUAUUGAGAUUGUAAGUUAUUGCAACAAUAUGGAUAUCUUGUAAACACAAAAAUGAUAAAAAUUCAAAUAAAACUUUUCACUAUUAAAGAAAUCUCAAUAAAAUUAUUGUUAAAUCGAUUUCUGAUGCAUUGAAACUUUUACUGUCUCAUUUAUACAUUUUUUAAUUUUUAACUGACAUCGAAUUGAAUUUAUGACUAUUAUUAAAAAAAAAAACAAUUAAAGAAAGGAAAACAAAAAAUUGUCGACUUUGAUUCUAUUAUUCGCAUCUAAUUUGCUUUAUAAACGAAACAAAGAAAGUUAAUUUAAAGCGUCGAUUUCAUCAUCCCAACAUUAGAAAGAAAAACAAGAAAGAAAAAUUAUAUAACUAUGUUUAUGUACGUUCUAUGUAUUUCAAAAUAUUAACGAAUUUGGUCAUGUUGGUCGCACUGUAAAUACAGCACGCCGCCGUGUACCUGCGCUUUCCCUUCAUGAACGCUUUACGGAGAUUUUCAAGCAUGGCAGCAAAACCCAUCGUUUUUGUGACGGGGAACGCAAAGAAGUUGGAGGAGUUCAUAGCGAUCCUCGGUCCACGCUUUCCCCGGGAGAUCACGAGUCGAAAGAUCGACCUGCCCGAAUACCAGGGUGAAAUCGAUGAGAUCUGCAUCAAAAAGUGCCGCACGGCGGCGGAGAUCGUCCGGGGCCCCGUCAUAAUCGAGGACACCUGCCUUUGUUUCGACGCACUCAAGGGUUUGCCAGGUCCCUACAUCAAGUGGUUCCUCGAUAAACUUGGUCCCGAUGGGCUCAACGCCAUGCUCGUCGGCUUUGAUAAUAAGGGAGCGCAAGCCGUCUGUACUUUUGCAUAUUGCGAGGGCAAGCCCGACGACCCUGUUUUGUUAUUUGAAGGUCGAACACACGGUAAAAUUGUCAGCCCACGAGGUUGCCGAGAUUUCGGUUGGGAUCCUUGCUUUCAGCCCGAAGGCAAGGACGUGACUUACGCCGAGCUGCCAAAGGAGGUGAAGAACGAGAUUUCGCACAGAAGUAAAGCUUUGGAAAAACUGAAAGAAUAUCUCCUGAAAGAAGAUAAGAAAAAUCAUGCAUGAGAGUCAUGAUUAAUAUUAGCCAAUUGACGACAAAUUUCAUUAUAAUUAUUCAUUGACGUAUUUUUCGUACGUAUUUUUCUUACGUGUGGAAAGCAGAAUAUGCUGGAUGAAAUACUUAGGAGAAAUAUUUUUUUAUCAAAAAUAGUUUGACCCUUCCGCGUAUGAGAAUUUGUUUAGAAAGACACUCUUUGACUUAAUUUUGUGUUAUGUCCGUAUUUAUAAGCGAUGAAUAAUUCAUUUAGAAAAUAUCAGAACUUUUGACGUAUUACUUGAAAUUGAAACGCGUGUCAAACUAUCAAGAUUACUUUGUGUUUAAGGGGAUUUUUGUUUGAGACUAUGAUUUUACAUUUUCUAGUAUGAAAUGUAACUUAUACAAUUAGAGAUUUACUGCGUCUCUAUAUAUCUUAUUUUUUAAAAUGAACGACAAAGUGUUGAUGAAUAACUAGUGUAAAAGAAAACAAUCAUGAUUGCUGUAAAUACCUGUAUCACUUGAAACAUUGACUACGAUUACAAGUCGUAGGAAAUUUAUUAUAUUUUGAAGUUAAUUCAGCAUCCAGGUUAAGAGUUAAAAUAAUUAAUGAAUAACAAACAGACGAUGUUUCCAGUGAUAUUCAAUUAAUUCAGCUUCUUUUUGAGUUUUACAAAUUUUAUCUGUUUUACGAAUUGACAACCUACAAUGUUUUAUAUUGUAGAAGUUAUUUUAAAAUUUUCGUGACAUUUGAAUUGACCACUACUAUGUUAAUGUACUUAUGAAAGGAUCCAUACUUUUAUUUCUAUCAGCACUCGUUCGCAUUAGAUGUUAACUGAAUUGUUUUCAUAAAAAUCUGCGUGUUCCCUGGAUGAUCUUUAAUAAACCUGGCAACAAAGCAAAAAAGAAA